UGUGAGAAUGAAGGUCUCACACAACCAGCAAUAGUGUCGGAAUGAUUAAAUUUACACGGGUUCUUCUUGUGAGCGUAGUGCGACGUCCUGCCUGGUAGGCUAUUCGAUCACCAAUGAUGCUUUACUGAACACAACGUAAGGCUGCGACGUCUUCAAAGUCGUCAGGUCCUACGUAAGGACCGUGGCUAUCCAGUGGGAAGCAGGAGGCCACUAGCAGGCUCCAUCAUAGAGGCAAACGGCGCGGUGAACGGGGCGCUCCUAUCCCAAAUGCUAGGAGGAUAACCAAGUGCGUUUGGCGCAACGAUGUCCGGGUUCGAAAGAGAAGGCUACUGAAUGUCCUGACCUGUACUCCGAGAUUAUCGCAUCUUUCCGAAGGGUCUCCUGGAUGUUACGCACUCCCUCUGCAAGAUGAUGCCCUGUUUGUGGAGAUCCGUACGGCCAGCACUGACUCUGAGGACGGGGGUAUUUACUUGUUCCGUGAGGGGAAAGAGUUUAUCCAACCAUCGCCACACAACGUCCGUUGUCCCAGCCUGUCACUUAGUUACACACCCUAUGAACGAGCCCAUGGAGCCGCUGACUUCUCCGCAAGGAGCCCGUGACUUUAUCUAUAGUCUCCAUCCUGCGGAGCGAACUUGCCUCUUGCGAGAACUCCACCGCUUUGAGUCUAUGGCAGUGGUUCAAGAGCAACUGGAGAUGGCGCGUCCGACCAAUGCCCAGCUUAGAUAUGUGCUUUUUCACAAUGCUCUUCCCUUCGUUGGGUUUGGAUUCCUGGAUAAUGCCAUUAUGAUUGUCGCAGGGACCCAGAUUGAACUAUCCAUAGGUGUCAUUCUGGGCAUCUCUACUAUGGCAGCUGCUGGCUUAGGAAACCUGGUAUCCGAUCUAGCUGGACUGGGUCUUGCAGGUUAUGUGGAGGCUCUGGCGUGCAGGCUGGGCAUGCAGGUUCCGGACCUCAACCCCAAACAGGCCGACAUGUGGCAGACACGCCUCAGCAUUCAUUCUGGAAAAGCCAUAGGAGUGGCCAUAGGCUGCAUACUGGGGAUGUUCCCUCUCCUGUUCUUCAGCGAUGACAAGAAGGAGGCCGCGGAGGGCACUCAGGGCCCGGUGAGCAGCAAAGCUAGCUGAGUGGCCUAUGGUCUGGAGCGCUUAAAAACAACCAAGGACUCACCUUUUAAAGACAUGAAGACUACUUCCAAGGCAAAAGACUUCACGCACAAACAAAGAGCAGCUCUCGGAACAGCCAACAUACAGUACAUUAAAGAAAAUAUUAUAUUAGAUUCCAUUAGGUCUGUUACAUGCAUGGUUUUAUCAACAGCAUACUCGACAUCUGAAACUAUGUAACAUGUAAGCUAUUUUUUAAUCACCAAAUGGGAGCACAACGUGUCUAUAUGGGCUGUACCACAUUUGUCUGUAUUUAUUUUGUAAGUGUAAUGUGUAAUAGAUGUAACCCCUUUAUUUUAGGUGAGACACGUUUUCUUGUCAGGGCUGCUCUUGCUGUUCCGCAUGCCACUCAAGUCUAUUGGACAAAAAAGGACUCAGAGAAAGCUCCAUGUGGCGUAACCCCACCCACCUUAGGUGUUUAGAUAGUCUGUUUUUAGAGUAGCAUGGGAACAUUUCAGUGUGGUUUCCCCAAUACAUCAUCAUGAAAACAUCAGCUGUAUAAAGUUAUAUUUGCUGUGCAGGAAUGUUUAUAAACCUUAAAAUUAGAUAGUGAUUUAUAAUCAGUAGGUAUUCUAAAGACGGAAACUCACAAAUAUGUGAUUGCCUUUCUUAAAAAAACAACAACAAUUUUCCUCACCAGUGGUAGCCUGGACAUCUAUCCCCUUCAUUUUUUUAACGUUCAUAGUGUCCUUCCAUUGACUUGGGCUGAAUCUCAAAUGGCCCACUUGUGCACUUAAGUGUUCAUGUUUCAGUGCGUAUGCCGUAUUAGUUACGCACUAAAACAUAGUGCCUGAAGUGCACAAGUGCGCCAUUUGAGAUACAGCCUUGGUUACCUUUGGCAUUGGCUAUUCCUCAACCCAGUAAUUACCAAACAUUUUGGACCUAAGAAUAUUUUCACAACAUCCCCCGCCCACCCUUUCCAACCGCCAAACAAUUUUGUUGGCCAUACUUAUUGCUACAUUUUAAUUUAAGUUCACAGGAAAAGCAAACUCAUUUAUGAACCAUACAAGUGAAUACUGCCAUUAACCAUUUUAUGUAGUAAUUAUGUUAACAGUUAACCUGUGGUUUUCCCAUUUUUAUACAAAGUUCAUUCUCUCUGCCACAGCCCCGCUAGUUGUCCCGACACCCAGGUUGGGAACCACUGCCCUAACUAAUCAGUGACUAGAGUGACUACUGUAUCUUUACAAAAUGUAAUGCUUCCCUUAAGGGUUACAGGUGACGUCAUCUCUCUUCCAUGUGUUCACUGAUUGGUUAGGUCGUAUUGCCGUUCUGACACUUUAUCUGCUUACAUCAAAGAGUCAAAUGGGCAGUUUAGCCCAGACUAUAUGCCUACUGGAAAUCUGUGAGACUUCAAUGUAUGGAGGGAAAGAGACCUGAGCUACGUUCCCAAAAACGUUUAAGUACUACUUAAACCGAAGUAGCACUUCAGUAUGAAGUGCCCCUUGGGCAAUAUAUCGGAAAUAGGUCUCACAUAAUCACUAAAAGUUUAUUAUUCAUACACCUUGCACAUUAACUUUGAGCAAGCAUUUUAUCUUGUGUGAGAAAAUAAUUGUACCGUAUGUACAAAUAGUGAUAUGAUAUAUUGCCCAGGGGGCACUUCAUACUCUUACCUCAUAUUACUUAAGAAUUUGGGAAACACAGCCCUGAACAGUGGUGGUGUUGUCAUUGAAAUCAUCAUAGAUCAUCAUCCUUUACAUCAGGGAUGGGCAAUUGGAGGCCUGGGGGCCACAAGCGGCCUGCCUCCUCACUCAGUGUGGCCCGUGGAUAAGACACUAAUUUAAAAAAUAAUGACCAGAUGUUUUUCUAAAUGACAACUGAAUCAUUCCUUAAUCUUGUUGGCCAAUAGACUACACUUCUAUUCCUUCCAAACGAUAUGGGCUGUCAGUAAGCAACCAACAGCACCUCAAACUCGAGUUGCAGAUCCGUGGUUAUGUGGCCCUCCGAUAGUGGCGAUGAAAAAACAUGGCCCUCCUCAUCAUGAAAGUUGCCCAUCCCUGCCUUACAUAGUUGCUAGUUUAGAUCUGUAUACAUGAGAUAUAGCUUCAACGCGUUGCCCAAGAUUAUGACAAAGCUCUGCCUAUGCACUACAGACAGCAACAUCAAAUUCUAUGAUGUUUCUAUAACAUGAAAAGCCAGGAACUUUUUAUUUCAUCUAUGCUGAUAACAUAUUUUAAAUAAAACAUUCCGUUAAUUUAAAGCUUGGCAUAAUGAAAAGUAAUUUGUGUUUACUCAUAAUUAUAAUUAAUUAAAAAGAUCA
Molecule: messenger RNA, 3415 nt
Organism: Engraulis encrasicolus (European anchovy)
Lineage: Eukaryota; Metazoa; Chordata; Actinopteri; Clupeiformes; Engraulidae
Product: transmembrane protein 65-like
Exons: 8
Coding region: 409-1122 (237 amino acids)
Biological process (GO): regulation of cardiac conduction; cardiac ventricle development
Cellular component (GO): mitochondrion
Source: RefSeq, a predicted model, not a curated record